Messenger RNA from Equus caballus (horse), 2148 nucleotides. It is a transcript of the gene ADAP1, whose product is annotated as ArfGAP with dual PH domains 1. Gene Ontology annotation, molecular function: phosphatidylinositol bisphosphate binding; phosphatidylinositol-3,4,5-trisphosphate binding; GTPase activator activity. Gene Ontology annotation, biological process: positive regulation of GTPase activity. The record is from RefSeq and is a predicted model, not a curated record. Gene Ontology annotation, cellular component: intracellular membrane-bounded organelle; cytoplasm; plasma membrane. Lineage: Eukaryota; Metazoa; Chordata; Mammalia; Perissodactyla; Equidae.
GCUCUAGCGCGGCGGGGCGGACGCUCCCGGCCCGGCCCCGGCCUCGCGGGCGGGCGGCAUCGCGGCCAUGGCCAAGGAGCGGCGGAGGGCCGUCCUGGAGCUGCUGCAGCGGCCGGGGAACGCGCACUGCGCCGACUGCGGCGCCCCGGAUCCUGAUUGGGCCUCCUACACCCUGGGGGUGUUCAUCUGCCUGAGCUGCUCUGGAAUCCACCGGAACAUCCCCCAGGUCAGCAAGGUGAAGUCAGUCCGCCUGGACACCUGGGAGGAGGCCCAAGUGGAGUUCAUGGCCUCCCACGGGAACAAUGCUGCGAGAGCCACGUACGAGUCCAAAGUGCCCUCUUUCUACUACCGGCCCACGGCUUCCGACUGUCAACUCCUGCGGGAGCAGUGGAUCCGGGCCAAGUACGAGCGGCAGGAGUUUACGCGCCCCGAGAAGCAGGAGCCAUACUCUGCAGGAUACCGAGAGGGCUUCCUCUGGAAGCGUGGCCGGGACAACGGGCAGUUUCUAAGCCGGAAGUUUGUGCUGACGGAACGAGAGGGAGCCCUGAAGUAUUUCAACAGGAACGACGCCAAGGAGCCCAAGGCCGUCAUGAAGAUCGAGCAUCUGAAUGCCACCUUCCAGCCAGCCAAGAUCGGCCACCCCCACGGCCUGCAGGUCACCUACCUGAAGGACAACAGCACCCGCAACAUCUUCGUCUACCACGAGGACGGGAAGGAGAUGGUGGACUGGUUCAACGCGCUCCGAGCCGCCCGCUUCCACUACCUGCAGGUGGCCUUCCCGGGCGCCAGCGACGCAGACCUGGUGCCGAAGCUCUCCAGGAACUACCUGAAGGAGGGCUACAUGGAGAAGACCGGGCCCAAGCAAACAGAAGGCUUCCGGAAGCGCUGGUUCACCAUGGAUGACCGCAGGCUCAUGUACUUCAAGGACCCCCUGGACGCCUUCGCCCGAGGGGAGGUCUUCAUCGGCAGCAAGGAGAGCGGCUACACGGUGCUGGACGGGCUCCCGCCGUCCACCCAGGGCCACCACUGGCCACACGGCAUCACCAUCGUCACGCCGGAGCGCAAGUUCCUGCUGGCCUGCGAGACGGAGUCGGAGCAGCGGGCGUGGGUGGAGGCCUUCCGCAAGGUCGUGGACAGGCCCAUGCUGCCCCAGGAGUACGCAGUGGAAGCGCACUUCAAGCAUAAACCCUAGCGGAGACCGUCCUGGUGGCCGAGGGACUGGACUCACUAGACGCGGCCGGCGAGGCGGCGGCCGGAUGCGGGGCUGUGGACGGAGGGCGCGGGCCAGCCCCUGCCCCACCCCGAGGGGCAGCCCGGAUGCGGCCGCGGGGCCUGAGCCUCAGCCACCGGGACCUGUUUCUCUGGAAGCUCACAGCGGGCUGCCCGGCCUGACCUCUGACCCCAUCAUGCUGCUGCCCCGAUCUGUGACACCCCCUCCCACACCCCUCCCCACGGACCCUCCCUCCCUGAGGCCCGGCCCUGCCCCCAGGAGGACUUGCCCCGACAGGAGGCUGGGCCUGGGGACAGAGGGCCAGCCUGCAUGCCUCCCCGCCCACUGCCAUCCUGCCCACGUCCCCCGGCCCCCCAACACGUAUUUAUUGAGCAUCUGCUGUGUGUCAGUCGUGGGGCGCUGGGGCGCCUGCCUGGGUCGGGGGGGAGACGGGAGGGAGACGGGAGGGGGAGCACCUCGAGUGCCCGGCUUGGCACUGACCAGCCACCCACCCUACUAGCCUGACCUUGAGGCCUUUGAACCCUUGGAGGGUGGCGGCCUGAGCUGCCAUGAGGCCAGUAGAGGCCUGGGCCCCACUCACCCCCACCGGCCCCCAGCGUGCUGUGGGCUGGCCAGUAGGUGCAGCCACCGAGCCCCCUCCCCAGGUGGCCUGGCUCUGUCCACUGUGGGCGGGCAUCUGUGAGAACGGCUGGGGGGUGGGGACGGUGCACGGGGUGCGGUCUCCCUAGGAGGCUGCAGUGUGUCACUGCGGGGGAACCGGGCUGCCCCAGCUCUCCCGUCCUGCUCGGCUGAGACGUGUCCGCUGCAGGGGAGCCCUGGACCAGCCCUCGAGGGGACUGGGAGAGGGUCCCCAAGGCGGGGCAUUCUCCCCACCUUGUGUCACAUCCUGGAAUAAAGUGGGCUCUGGCGUGGCCUCA